Messenger RNA from Tetranychus urticae (two-spotted spider mite), 3426 nucleotides. Its product is annotated as PHD finger protein 14. Lineage: Eukaryota; Metazoa; Arthropoda; Arachnida; Trombidiformes; Tetranychidae. Gene Ontology annotation, biological process: regulation of transcription by RNA polymerase II. The record is from RefSeq and is a predicted model, not a curated record.
UCAUUAUGAACUUUUUUUUACUUUUUUUCAACUUGCCAUCCAGAACUCAACUCUCUGCAAAUCGCUAAAUUGUUGAUGUCCUUUAAAUUUAAUAAAUUCUAUUUAUUUUUUAAUAUUUGAACCAACUUUUCUUAUUAAUAGUGUUAACUUUAAUUAGUGGUGUCGAUCUGAGGUUGUUUACCGACGGAGUAAACUCUUGUAAAUUUUUCUUAUCUAGUGUGUUGUUUUUACUAUUCUUAUCCUAAAACCAAAAUGGCGCAUUCCAGCCUGAAUCUUCUAGUAAGUGAUCUUCUAGCUGAAUCGUCUUCAGAUGAUGAAGAAUACGUGCCGAAAUCUAAAGAUAUCGCUGCCGCUGAAAAAGAUGAUAUCGACGACGACGACGAGGAUGACGAUGAAGACGAUGAUGAUGAAGAUCCAGACGCCGAAGAUGAUGAUGAUGACGAAAAUAAAGGACAUAGAGCUAUAAAAGAAGAAAAUAAGUCUACUGAAAAAUCUGGAUUAACAGCUGAUCUUAUUCAUUCCAAUACUGAUUAUUUGAAAAGCUCAGGUGAUUUUUCACCUAUUAAAUUUGAACUGCCAAUUAGAGUGACUAAAUUAUUAGUUUGCUCAGUAUGUUUAGGAGAUGUAUCUCAUGAAGUUGAUGAAAUAGUUGAAUGUGAUUCUUGUGGUAUUACUGUCCAUGAAGCAUGUUAUGGUGUUACAAAUGACACAGAUAAUGACGCAGAUUCAGUUAAUUCCAACGCAAGUUCAGCUUCAACCGAGCCUUGGUUUUGUGAUGCCUGCCUUGCAAAUGUAACCAAUCCAAACUGUGAUCUAUGUCCUAACGUUGGGGGCAUAUUUAAACAAACUGACGUCAAAAGAUGGGUUCACCUUGUCUGUGCUCUCUAUAUUCCAGGAGUUGCCUUCAAUGAUACUAGUCAUUUAAGCGGUGUAACUUUAUUCGAGUUAUCUCAUGACCGGUGGAGUGCUCGAACAUGUAUACUGUGUGAGGAUGAGCGUCUCUCUAGAACUGGUGUUUGUAUUUCCUGUGAUGCAGGAAUGUGUAAAUCAUAUUUUCAUGUUAGCUGUGCUCAAUCCCAUGGACUUCUUUCAGAAGCUCAAACGGCGGAUGAAACAGAAUUAGUGGAUCCUUUUUAUGCUCAUUGUAAAGUACAUGCUAGUGACAAGGCAGUUGUUAAAUCUAAAAGAAGGAAUUGGUUAGCCCUCCAGUCUAAAAUGAAAAUAAAACGCCAACAACUACAAGAAAAUUCUCUUAAUGAACGCAUUGCUCGUAAACUUCAAAGGGCUAGGAUUAAAUGGUUAAAAAUUGAGGAAAUGAAACAACCACCAUGGGUUCCCAAUCAAAAGAUCCCGCGACUGUUAACAACAAGUCCCUCUGCAGUUAAAAAACUCAUCAGAAAAGCUGAGCUUCUCGGGAUGAGUCCUCAAACGCAAUAUAUUGCUGCUCAAGAUGUAGAUAUUAGAAAAAAGUGGCAUUUACCUCCAGCUUUCUCCGUUGAAUAUGUAUCUUAUUAUUUAGAUCGUGAUAAUCGAAUAACUAAUAUGCAAAAACGAAUUGAAGAGCUUAAAAAUCAAUGUCGCCAAUUGAAAGGAGUUGAAAAUACAACCAGACAAAGAUAUGAAGAACUAAUUAAUGUUAUUGGCGAGUGCAAAACCAAAAAUACCGAAUUAAAAGAAACAGGCCGAAAUAUAUGGACUCUUCUAGCUAAUCUGUCAAGAGAAACUAUAUCCAUUCCUAAGUUAUUUCAAAAUGAUGCAGAAAAACGAGAUGAAGAGUCAAAAGCCGGUGGAGCCGUUGGUGAAUCUGCUACUUCGGCACCAAACAUUUUGGUCAAAUGUGGAAUCUGUAACCGAAGUCAUGAUUUUCAAAGAUUGGCUCUUUGUGACUCCUGUAAACUUCAUUAUCACCUUUACUGUCUUGACCCACCUCUCAAGAGGAUGCCUAAAAAGACGCGUUUUGGUGGUUGGCAGUGUUCUGAUUGUACAGAGAAAGAAGAAGAAGAAACUACUUCUCCUAACAAAAGUGAUGGAGAACAAAGUCCUGAAAGUUCUAUCGAUACUCCUAAUAAACGUAGAAGACUUAGAGAGAACGUUAAAGGGCCAAACAAGUUUGUACCUGAUGCCGAAACUACUCCAACUGCUGCUAUACCGAAAAAGAAAAAACGAGGUCGAAAAAGGAAAAGAAUUAAGGGUGUCAGAAGAAAUAAAAUCAAGAUUAAAAAAGAAGAUGAUGAAGAAAAUUCUGCAAACAGACGAGGUAUAGUAAGUAUGGGUCCUAAUAAUAGUCUACUGGUAACUCUUGAGCCUGUUAAGCCUGUCAAACUUGAAGAAGAAUGCUGUAAAUGUAAACAAAUUUCAAAGACCAAGUUUCUUGUUCAGUGUGACCAAUGUUUCCUAUUCUACCACUUUGCUUGUUGUAAUCCCCCUUUGAGGAAAAAUCCGAAAAAGAAAGGUUAUCAAUGGUUUUGUGAAGAAUGUGAUGACAGCGAUGAAAGUGAUGAAGAAGACGAUGAUGAUGGAAAGGACGAAACAGGGGAAGGAGAAGAGGAGGAAGAUGCAGGUGAAGGCGAAGAUAGCUUCCAAGUUAACGAGAAAUUAGUUUUUGAUUUUAAAAGAAAGAAAAAUUAUAAUGAUGACUCGUUAAAACAAAAGGACACCAAAAAUAAUAAUCGACAUAAUCAUCAUCGUCCUCAUCCACAACAUUUACAUCAGAACCAUCCAUAUCAUCAACAUCAAAGCCAACAGCAUUCAGAAAUGAUUAUCUACCAUGAAAACAUGAUAAAGCCUAAGGAAAAUGGAAGAGUAUCCAUUCACUACAAAGAGAAUGGAGAUUAAUUUGAUAAUCUCACUAUUAAUACUAAAAGUUGUUAACAUUCGUAUCUCAAUAGGACUGAUAGAAAAAAUGGAACAGUAAAUUAAGCUGUUUAUUUAUCAAUAUCUUCAUCAGAACAUCUUCAGAAUAUCUUUAUAUUUACAUUGCUACGAGUAAUUAUCAUGAAGUAACGAGUUUCCCCUAUUAAUUUGUAUUUUUUCACCUGGAAACGUGUAAAAAGCGUAAAUAUAAUUUGAUAUGCCACAAAUCUUUCUCAAAUCAAGAAGCCAGACAAAAGUUUUCAAGAAUCCCAAGAAAAAGGAAUACAAUCAAGAAUCGUCAAUUUUGCUAACUCUUUUUCUCAUUAUCUGCUUUGCCCUUUAUUAAAAAGCAUCAGGUGAAUCAUUUCACUUGCCACAAAAUUAAGAAAAUUCAAGCCUAUCAAUUGGGCUGAAAACCCUAACUCAUUUUUGAUGUUGUUUUUUGUCCCUCCAAUCAAAUAUUUGGCUUGGGUUUUUUGUGUCACAAAAGUCAUUAAAAAAUCAUAGAAUCAAAGCUGUGAUAUUGUCAUCAAUUGAUAUAACAACAACAAUUAAAGUAAUACAAUUCAUUCA